Molecule: messenger RNA, 960 nt
Organism: Exserohilum turcica Et28A
Lineage: Eukaryota; Fungi; Ascomycota; Dothideomycetes; Pleosporales; Pleosporaceae
Exons: 5
Coding region: 1-960 (319 amino acids)
Source: RefSeq, a predicted model, not a curated record
AUGCCACAUGUACCGAGAGACGCGAGGAGCGAGAAAGAGGGUUCCAUCAUGUUUGUAGGCAUAUGUAUAGCUGUCAUGGUCGCUCUGGCAACACCGAUGGUCUGGGUGUGGAUGGCAGAUCGCAUCAAGAGACGGAAGAUGGAUCCGUUCAGAAAGUUUCGAGAUGUAGAGCGAGGCAAGAAACAUGGAGACGCGAGCCCACCGCCGUAUGGAUGUCGACCUGUUGUCGAUUCCAUUUGGGCAAGACAGGAAAAAUACAAGACUGCGAGGCCUGCGAGAGCCAUUACGGCCGAUCAGAUUUUGGGCAUCGACAAGACGUCUUACCUACGACGUAUCGUGCCUCAGAAGGGCUCAUCUCAGCUACUGACUGUAGCCCCCGCACACCUGGGGUGGGCGAGGCAAAGAAUCACUCCGGCAGGCAAUGAGGAGCAAUGCAUCAGCCCGUGGGAUGCAGAGCAUGCUCCCAAUCCCGUGAUUUUUCCAUGGCUUCAAAAGCGGGGCUUAGGGCCUAGUACAAGUCGUGAUGCCGGGAGUGGACAGAGUUUGCAAGUAAUGACAAUAACGAGUUCAUCGACACGGCCAACUUGGUCGUCUUCAGAGGGCACGACACGCGUUUCUGCGGAUGACACUUUCUUGGACUCGCCAACCGAAUACACCAGUUCCUCUCGCAACAGCGAAAAGUCGUGCGAAUUGUCCGAUGCCGGUCUGGAGGAGGGUACUGUAUCCGCCCAGCCACACGAUGCCAACACCUCUGCUCUGAAGCAACCUAUCGAGACACCAAGCUCUUUGCAAUGGACAGCUGAAUAUGCACCUCAACCGCAAGCACCGUCGACGCUAUCGCUGCCAGCACUGCCCCUCGGCCUUUGCACUCAAGGCGGACUUGAGGAGGCACGAGCGCAGUGUACACAAGGAAUUAUGUACGAUUCCGCAAAAGAAGUUUACGCGAAGAGACAAUUUUGA